AUGGUGCUGUCUAAUAAAGGAGGUCUCAGUGAAGCACUUUCUGAUAUGAUAGAAGAAACUUCUCCACCAGUAACAACUGAUGGCAUUACUACGGUGAAUGAAUCUGACCGUAACUCAAGCACUAGUGACACUACUGCAAAUGAGCGUACUGUGAGGUUUACAGUAAACAGUGAUGCCUAUUAUCGACAAGAAUUUGUUGGUGAUCUAGAAGAACAUUCUGCUACAAUUAAUUUGAAAAGCUGGAGGAAUAUGCAGACAAUUGAACAUCCGCCUAUCAUUGACUUUUAUCGUAAUUCAGUGGAUGAUAAUGGUGUGACUUCGAGGCCAUCUAUGAAACAAUUAAUUCACGGUGAAAAAGCCAAAGAUACCGUAAUUGGAAUUGAUGAAUUCAAGGCUUGUUUUAUAAAUUACGAAUUUAAAUUUGAACCGCCAGCGCCAAUAAAACGCACAAAAUUUGGUUGGAUUCAGGGUGUAUUUGUUCGCUGUAUUCUGAAUAUUUUUGGCGUGAUGCUUUACUUACGUGUAAGUUGGGUUGCUGGACAAGCUGGUAUUGGAUUGGGAUGCGCUGUUGUACUGCUCGCAUCUCUUGUAACAUUUAUAACAGCCCUUUCAACGUGUGCUAUUUGCACGAAUGGUGAUGUCAAAGGUGGUGGUGCAUAUUUUUUGAUUAGUCGUUCCCUUGGACCAGAAUUCGGUGGUUCUAUUGGGUUAAUAUUUUCUGUUGCAAAUGCUGUUGGUGCUGCAAUGUAUGUUGUUGGAUUUGCUGAAACAGUUCGAGAUUUAUUAAAAGAAAACAAUUACGCUAUAAUUGACAGUGGAAUGAAUGACGUACGAGUCAUUGGUCUCGUUUCUUGCUGCGUUUUAAUCGCAAUCGUAUUUGUUGGUACUAGUUUUGAAAGCAAAAUGCAAAUGGGUUUAUUGGCUAUUUUAACUUUAUCCAUCAUCAACUAUUUCAUCGGAACUUUCAUGCCACUUUCCGAACAUCAGCGAACACGUGGUAUCACGGGUUAUAGUAUUACUACAAUGGUCGAUAAUAUGUUGCCUAACUUUCGAGGAGGUGAAAGUUUUUUUUCAGUAUUUGCAGUAUAUUUUCCAGCAGCAACGGGUAUAAUGGCUGGCGCAAAUAUCAGUGGGGAUUUAGCUGAUCCUCAAAAAUCAAUACCAAAAGGUACAUUGUUGGCGAUAGCUGUAACGACAGUGGUAUAUUUACUAGUUGUUUUUUCAACUGGAUCAACGUGUGUACGGUAUGCAGAUGGCUAUCAAGUGCCGUAUAUAACUGAUGGAUCGUAUUUUGUUCCUGAUUGUGCCGUGAAUAAUACCUGUCCAUAUGGUCUAAUGAGCUAUUUUCAGGUGAUGGAAUCUGAGAGCUUUUAUGGACCGCUAAUUACAGCAGGUAUUUUUGCUGCUACAUUAAGUUCGGCUUUAGCUAGUCUUGUUAGUGCACCAAAAAUUUUUCAGGCCGUAUGUAAGGAUCGUUUGUUCCCAAAAGUUAGUUUCUUCGCAAAAGGUUACGGCAAAAAUGAUGAACCUCGUAGAGCAUAUGUUCUUGGCUUUAUCAUUGCUCUGAUAAUGAUACUAAUUGGUGAGUUGAAUGCAAUCGCGCCAAUAAUUUCAAAUUUCUUCUUGGCAUCCUAUGCACUUGUGAAUUAUUCUUGUUUUGAUGCGUCAUUUGCAGAUUCCCCAGGCUUCCGACCUGCUUUCAAAUAUUACAACAUGUGGGUGUCACUUACUGGUGCAUUACUAUGUAUCAGUGUUAUGUUUAUCAUUUCUUGGUCUACAGCUUUGCUCACAUUCUUCUUUUUUGCUAUGUUAUUUUUGUACAUAUUAUACCGUAAACCUGACGUCAAUUGGGGAUCGUCUACACAAGCACACUCUUAUAAAAAUGCUUUGCAAGCUAUGCAAAAAUUAGCGAUAACCGAAGAACAUGUCAAAAACUAUCGACCACAAGUAUUACUGUUAGCCGGUAAUCCAGCUGCUCGACCAUCUUUGGUUGAUUUCGCUUAUAAUAUUACAAAGGGAUCAAGCUUGAUGAUAUGUGGUUUUGUAGUUCCAUAUAUUUUCAAGUAUGAUCCAUGCGAUCGAGUUUUUGCUCUGCUGCGAAAGUUAAACGUACAAAUGAAUGAAUGGUUGAGAAAACGUCACGUAAAAUCAUUUUACGUUUCAGUAGCUAAUCCAAGUCUUCGUGUUGGUGCGCAAACAUUACUUCAGGUUGCUGGACUUGGGAAAUUAAAACCAAACAUUGUCAUUAUUGGAUUUAAAAAGAAUUGGGCUAUACGAGGAGUGGACGGAUUAGAGGAAAUCAACGAUUACUUUGGUGUUAUUCAAGAUGCUUUUGAAAGUCGAAUGGGAGUAGCAGUUUUGAGGAAUUCAGAAGGUGGACUCGAUUAUAGUGAGUUAAUGAAGCGGCAUAACGUGGGUGAUACUGCUCGGUUGAAUUUACCUGAUGUGGGCCGAUCUUCAAGUACUACUGGAAAUGAAAUAGAUAGAAAAGUUAAACAGAAUGCUAACAAGGAUCAACUGAGAAAUGCUAAUUCAACUAUGAAGUUUCAUCGGCAAAAUGCCAUUGAUGGUAUAAAAGUUAAUUCUACAGUCUCGGAAAAUUUAUCUCAGAAAUGGGCAAAAUCAGCUACAGCAAAUACAUCGAAUGCCUUAAGCAUAGAACAUUUUGAUGCUCUUAAUGAUUCCCUCCUUCUGGGGAAUAUUCUGUAUCUAGCUGGUAAAUAA
Thelazia callipaeda (thelaziosis nematode) is the source of this 2724-nucleotide messenger RNA. Lineage: Eukaryota; Metazoa; Nematoda; Chromadorea; Rhabditida; Thelaziidae. The record is from the annotation of a GenBank genome assembly.